Messenger RNA from Malurus melanocephalus (red-backed fairy wren), 1564 nucleotides. It is a transcript of the gene TMEM170A, whose product is annotated as transmembrane protein 170A. Lineage: Eukaryota; Metazoa; Chordata; Aves; Passeriformes; Maluridae. The record is from RefSeq and is a predicted model, not a curated record. Gene Ontology annotation, biological process: endoplasmic reticulum tubular network organization. Gene Ontology annotation, cellular component: endoplasmic reticulum membrane. The transcript has 3 exons. The coding region runs from base 6 to 431 and encodes 141 amino acids.
CGGGGAUGGAGGGYGGCGAAGCGGGCGGCGGUGGCGGGGGGCUCCUGCAGCAGAUCCUCAGCCUUCGCCUCGUACCCCGCGUGGGCAAUGGCACCACCACCUACUCCAGCCCGCUCUCCACUUUCCCAGAGAUGUGGUACGGCGUCUUCCUGUGGGCACUCGUCUCCUCCCUCGCUUUCCACGUCCCGGCCGCGUUGCUCGCCCUCUUCACGCUCCGGCACCACAAGUACGGCAGGUUCAUGUCCGUGAGCGUUCUGCUGAUGGGCAUCGUGGGACCCAUCACCGCCGGCACCCUCACAAGUGCUGCCAUUGCUGGAGUUUACAGAGCUGCGGGGAAAAAAAUGAUUCCCUUUGAGGCCCUCAUUUUUGGCGUGGGCCAGACAUUCUGUGUGGUGGUGGUUUCGUUCCUGCGCAUUUUGGCCACUCUGUAGCUCCUCUGGAGAGGCUGGAGAACACAAACCAGAGUGGGGGYGAAGGACCCACUGCCUCAGAACAAAUCACAGGGAGCACAUCUCCAGCCUUGUGCUUCUUCCACCGACUUAAGGAAUUUGGGAGGGCUUGCUCCUUCCUCCAGCGUGGCUUGAAAUUUAAAAAUUGUGAAUUUUGUUACUUUUUGGUAACAUUAAGUGCCAAGUGAAACUUUAUUUCUCUGGAGGGUAGGAAAACGGCUUCCAGAGGAGGAGACCCGGGUACCUUUCACCAGUGAUGARUUGUAGUAAUGGAACAUAACUGAGAUGUGACACCAGCUGUGCUGGGGUAGGAAGAACCAGAGUGACAUGGUGUCCUCAGAGCUCACUCAUUGCUUUGACCUAUUGUUGCUUUGUUUUCAGUGAACCUGAAGCUCUUUUAAUGUCAGUUUUUUAAAUUAAAAAUUAAUUCGUUUUCUUCCUGUCCCAAACUUCUUAAUACCAGGUCAUAGCCAUAUUGGACUAGGGGACAGCAAAAGGAAAACUCGUUUUAGAUGGAUGAGAGUGCAAAUUUGUGUCUGGGAGCUCUGGCUGUAAAUGCUGCACAGGGGAAACGACUGGUAUUAAAAAUAYAGAUUUUUUUGUGAAUUUUAUUACAGUGAAGCCUUUCGGGCCCUGUGAAUGUUCUGCCCAGAGGCAAAGCACAGAGGAAUGYGUGCUCCAGAAAUCCCAGGGUGUGCAUGUGUGUGUGCAAGGCUUCUCCUCAGGCUUUGAAGGAGGCUUGUGUUUUCAAAUGUCCCUCUUCUCCUUUGACUUGCUGAUGCUGUUCACRUUGGUGCAGUGGAACUGGGUGUCUGCACUGAUCUGAAAAUGGUGCUGGCCAGCUUGGAUAMAAUYCCUUGUGCUGCUGCUGAGAGCUGCAUGGCCAGGCUGGAUUGUGACCUGGGGUGUCCCCAGUGUGGGGAGUGCACUGCRUUUUCAGCAUCCAGCCAACAGAAUGCCAGGGGCUGGGAGAGCUGCAAGGCUCCUGGCAGGAGCCUGGGUGAUUCCUGUGUUCAUGUGAACACAGCCCCAAUACAGGCAGUACUGUCUCCUCGUGAAUUGUUUUAUUUUGUUUUGGUUUUAAGUGACUUAACUAAUUGGUAGCUCUGUGCUCG